CUUCUUGAGAGAGUGCUUGAAGAAUCUGGUGAUGAUCUGGAUUCAGCUAUCAGGAGUCUUAAUGAGCUAUGCUUGGGGUCUGCUGAGAACCUGGGCUAUGCUGCAGCCAAAUCUGCUGCCACACCGGAAGCAAAUGUUCAAUUCUCAACUUCAGAUAUUUUGACGAGCAAUGGUGAUGCUCCAGCAGCUGAGGAUCCAUUGCAUUCACAAGACCUCCCCGUGGAUGGAGCAGACUGGGUGGAACUCCUUGUCAGAGAAAUGAUGAGUUCCUCCAAUAUGGAUGAUGCCAGAGCCCGGGCCUCCAGAGUGCUUGUGGUGUUGGAGAAGUCCAUUUGUGCACGUGCAACAAUAGAUGCAGCCAAGAGCUUCCAGCAGGAGAAUAUCCUGCUAAAGCAACAACUUGAAGUGCUGAUCCAGGAGAAUACUGUUCUAAAGCGAGCAGUCUCUAUUCAACAUGAGCGACAGAAGGAAUUUGAGGAUAGGGGCCAGGAAGUACAUCACCUGAAGCAGCUGGUGACUCAGUAUCAGGAGCAGUUGAGAACUCUUGAGGUCAACAACUAUGCUCUUUCAAUGCACCUCAAGCAGGCUCAGCAAAGCAACUCCAUCCCUGGCCAUUUCCAUCCCGAUGUCUUUUAG
Messenger RNA from Ilex paraguariensis (yerba mate), 636 nucleotides. The record is from the annotation of a GenBank genome assembly. Lineage: Eukaryota; Viridiplantae; Streptophyta; Magnoliopsida; Aquifoliales; Aquifoliaceae.